This is a messenger RNA of Aspergillus pseudotamarii, 1198 nucleotides long. Its product is annotated as putative oxidoreductase, 2OG-Fe(II) oxygenase family. Gene Ontology annotation, molecular function: dioxygenase activity. The transcript has 3 exons. Bases 177 to 980 code for a protein of 267 amino acids. Lineage: Eukaryota; Fungi; Ascomycota; Eurotiomycetes; Eurotiales; Aspergillaceae. The record is from RefSeq and is a predicted model, not a curated record.
CUUCACUGAACGAAUCAGAGUCGUAAGAGAGAAUCAUCUGUUGCAGUAGUUUAUAAGGAAUAUGGUUUUCCCCUCAGCCCUGGGUAUGCCCAAGAAAGAAUACUCGUGCUUUUACCUUCGCUGACCUGCCAUCAUCUCUUGUACGCUCGACCACCUUUCAUUAUUCAAAGACCACUAUGACUGUCCAAAAUAAGAUAGCAUCUCUCACGGUAGUCGAUUACGAAGCCUUAAUGAAUAAAGAUGGUAACGAGAUCCGGAAGCUUGUUCAAGCCUGCGAAUCUGUGGGCAUGUUCCACCUUAACCUCGGGGAUUCAAGGAUAAAGGCUGUCUACGACGACAUACCGAAUCUCCUCCAGGCCGGCAAAGCUUUCUUCGACCUGCCCCAGGAUUGUGAGGAAAAGAAGCAAAGCAUUCGCGAAGGAAUGGAACGGGGGUAUCACGCAGCCAAGACUUUCGAAUACUACGAGAUCGCCCGGGAUGAGUAUCAACUAGGCAAAUGGACCCUGCCUCCUUCCCUCACACCCCACGAAGAGCGCAUUACACGGACCCUGCAAUCCCUGCACGGGGCCAUUCAGACAGUCCUAGCGGAGCUCUGCGGCGCCAUAAAUGUGAACAUUCCCGAGCUGAGCGAUGAUCCAACGGUUCCCAGCGACACUGCGCUCAAGCUAGUCUUCAAGCCCCCCGUGCAAGAACCUGGUGCGGUGGUCCAGCCGUGGCAUACCGAUUUCGGUCUGAUGACGCUGAUGUGGUAUGAGGAGGUGAGCGCACAGAUCCCAGUGUAUGACGCAGAGGGAAAGCGAACCGAGGCCUGGCAGGCGGUUCCUGUCGUCGAUGGUGCCGUUCUCGUCAAUAUUGCAGAUGAGCUGGAGGCUAAAUCGGGUGGUCGUCUGCGUUCGACGGUGCACCGUGCCGUGACGCCGCCCGGACCUAAGAAGGCGAGGCACGGAAUGGUCUAUCUUCUUCGGCCGCAGAAGGAUUAGGUUAGGUUUAUUAUUAAGUUGCUUAGUUUCUGCAGACGUGGCUUGGCGAUAGGUGAUUGAUUGAUGGCGAGAGGGGGCAAUGAGGGGAGAGCAAACAAGGGUAGAGGCACGAAGCAGAGCAAAACCAGCCGACAUCUACUGAUUAUUAUGAUUGUUAGUUUUAUUCUAUUGCCUAAUUGACGCGACAGUACUUUUCCUCCACCUACAGUGGAAAAAUG